This is a messenger RNA of Homarus americanus (American lobster), 2669 nucleotides long. RefSeq names its product dnaJ homolog subfamily C member 3-like (gene P58IPK). Bases 152 to 1654 code for a protein of 500 amino acids. The record is from RefSeq and is a predicted model, not a curated record. Gene Ontology annotation, biological process: protein folding in endoplasmic reticulum. Gene Ontology annotation, cellular component: endoplasmic reticulum. Lineage: Eukaryota; Metazoa; Arthropoda; Malacostraca; Decapoda; Nephropidae. The transcript is spliced from 10 exons. Gene Ontology annotation, molecular function: protein-folding chaperone binding; misfolded protein binding.
AUCAGAAGCUCCAAAAGGCCAUUUGGUAUUCCAUUAACAGCAGCAGUGUUGUUUAUUCGGAUUCUCUUAAAUAUCUAUUAGUUAACAGUUUGUUGUUAUCAUCCGCCUAUACUGUGGUGGUCGCCUGAGAGACAUAGUACGGGGAUAUAAAAUGACAAUAUUUGGUUCUCAUUACAGAACCGCUUACUCAUUAUGGAUAUUCUUCGUUUCACUGGACGUAAAUAUUUGGGAGGUGGAAUGCACAAGUGUAGCAGAAGUAGACAGGCACCUGGAGAUGGGCGUGCAGAUGCUAGCCAAGGGUCAGCUUCAUGACGCUCUGUCACACUUCCAUGCUGCAAUAGAUGGCGACCCCUCCAACUAUCUGAGUUAUUAUCGCCGUGCAACGGUAUACCUGGCUCUUGGUCGAUCACGGCCAGGGCUCCAAGAUUUAGAUGAAGUCGUCACACUAAAGCCUGACUUUACAGCUGCACGAGCUCAGCGGUCUGGUGUCUUACUCAAAUUAGGCAGACUUGAAGAAGCACAUAUAGACUUGGAGAAUGUGUUACGAAGAGAUCCAACCCAUGAAGAGGCAAACAGACUAUACACAAUGAUUGAACCACUUAAACGGGAAAUCCUGGAGGCAUAUUCCAGUAUAAGAACUAGUCGCCACCAACAUGCCAUCAGUUUGCUCAAAAACAUAAUUGAGCAUUGUCCUUGGGAUGCCUCCCUACGUGAAUUGCGCGUUGAAGCUUACCAGGCAGUGGGUGAUGUGAUGAACGCUAUUGCAGACAUGCGUGUUACCACUAAGCUCAUUCAGGAUAACACCCAGGGCUUCUUGAGGCUUUCCAAGCUAUAUUACCAAAUUGGAGAUGUAGAACAAGGAUUGAGUGAAAUUCGUGAGUGUUUGAAGCUGGAUCCUGAUCAUAAAGAAUGUUUCCAGUUUUACAAGAAAAUUAAGAAGAUUAACAGACUUAAUAGUGAUGCCCAGGAAUACAUCAACAAUAAACAGUAUGAAGAAUGUGUCACCUCUGCCAGAAAGAUAACAAAAGAAGAAAAGGAAGUGGAGGAUGUACAGUUCCUAGCAUUUGAUAAACUGUGUCAGUGUCAAGUUCAUACAGAACCAAAUGAGGCAGUUAAAUUCUGUCAAAAAGCACUGAACAUUAAGGAAGAAGCUAGACUGUAUUGUGAAAUGGCUGAGGCACAUAUUGCUGAUGAGAUGUUUGAUGAAGCGGUAAAUGAUUUCCAAAAAGCAUUGAAUAUUGAUGAAAACUUGCAAAGAGCAAAGGAGGGUUUGGAGAAGGCACAGAAACUCAAGAAACAAGCUAGCAAAAGAGACUACUACAAGAUCCUUGGAGUGAAACGGACAGCAAACAAAAGAGAAAUUACUAAAGCUUAUAGAGCUUUGGCACAAAAAUGGCAUCCUGACCAUUUUGAUGGAGAAGAGAAGAAAAAGGCUGAGAAGAUGUUUAUUGAUAUUGCUGCUGCAAAAGAGGUGCUAACAGAUGAAGAGAUGCGAAGUAAGUUUGAUAAUGGAGAAGAUCCAUUGGACCCAGAACAACAGCAGGGAGGACCUGGAGGUCAUGGUUUCAACCCAUUCCAACAUUUCCAGUUUCAUCAAGGAGGCUUUCCAGGUGGUGGCUUCCAUGGAGGAGGCUUCAAGUUCCACUUUAACUAACUUGGUUUUCUCUAGUGUGUUUAUAUUAAAGGAUUUUAUUUAUUAUGGGUGUGUAUGUAAGUGUGAGUUUCAAGGAAAGCAUAUAUUUACAUAAAUUACAACUUUUUCCCUUCAAAUGCAGAAAACCUUCAUUGUGCAACUGGAAGUUUGUGUAAAUACUCAGCCUGAAAAACUAAAUUGUGUGGCUUUCAUUCUGCAUUCAAGUUCGUCAUUUCAGGAUCAUCUUCAAUCAGGGAUUAUCCUUUAUAGGCCACCAUCUGUUAAAUAAACUAACACUCCAGUGCCUUGCAUUAUCACUUUGUAUUUUGUUCAGGUCUUCUUAAUAUUUUUGGAGGUAAAUGGUUCACAAACAUUAAGUUAUUGGUAUUGAAUUCAUUUUGAGUUCUCUCCUCCAGUUUCCAUGUGAUAUUUUUAUGACCCACAGUGGGUUGAAUAUUACUUUAUUGAACUGAGAUACAAACUUUGCGAUGCUCAAAUAUCUGGGUCUGAAAAUGGUUAUCUCUCUCUUGUUUAAUUGCAACAAAUUAAAAAUACUAGUGUGAAUUACAGUUGUAGUGCAUUUAUUGGUUUAAUAGGUAUAACAAAGUAUCUAGGAUUGUAAUUAUAUUGUACCUAACUUAGAAUUGUUGUUUCAAGACAGAUUACUUUGCAGAGUAAUAUUGAAAGAUGGACUGGAAAAGUAUUAUAAAAAGUUUGGAAUGGCAUCUGUAGCUCAUCUGUAAAUAUAACAUUAUCAAGCAGUUACAAGUGAAGCCAGACAUCUUGACCCCACAAAAGUUUUCCUGUGGGGUUCAAGACAAAAAUGUCUGGGACAGGUAAUGUUUGUGAUAUAUUUUACUUUAAGCUUUUGAAAUUUGAUUUCUGUAUUCUAGGGUAAAGAAUAUGUUUUGAAUAUAAUUUUAUUGUGAUGAUUUCUCUUAUUUUGUACUGUUCUUGUGAAAUCCCCAGAUGUUUAAAUUUUCCUCCCAGGUACAUGAGAUUUAAUAUUGUUAUGUAAAUAUACUGUAAAAGUCCA